Molecule: messenger RNA, 219 nt
Organism: Phytophthora nicotianae INRA-310
Lineage: Eukaryota; Oomycota; Peronosporomycetes; Peronosporales; Peronosporaceae
Exons: 1
Coding region: 1-219 (72 amino acids)
Source: RefSeq, a predicted model, not a curated record
AUGGUGGCCAAGAUCAAGUGGUUGGAGAAGCUACAGGGGGACUGUCGAAAGAUGGUGAAGUUCUUUAAAAAGAACCAGCUGCUCUUAGCAGAACUUCAUCAGUUACAACGUCUUGAAGACAACACCGCACUAGGAAUGCCCGCUGACAUGGGAUGGGGCAUCGUCGAAAAGUGUUUCGCUUCUGUGCUUGAAUUGGAGCAUCCCUCUGCCAAUGGUUAG